GACAGCCGUUGGCUGUCCGGGCAUGCUGGGAGUUGAAGUUUUGCAACAGCCGGAGGGCAACAGUUUGAGACCACUGCUAUAGACUAACAGGCAAUGUGCGGUUGAACUGAGCAUGUGCGACCGUUUUAGUGGAUGCCCUAAGAUGGCCGUAACCAAGGGCAACAAGGCACAACAAAGAAGGCGCAUGGGGGAUUAGUAACCCUAUCUUCAAGGACUUCCGGUGUGGGCAGCGUUUCUGUAUGAUAAUGUCCCCACCAGGAGCCCAGAGACGAGGAGUCGCGGGAAGCAGACCGUUGGGGCUACGGGGCACAAGAUUCUGCAGAGGGACUUCUUGUCCUGGAGAAGUCUUCAUGGUGGUCUGGGCUGGAUGGAGAAAGAAAGGAAAAGUGAACGAAUCCCAUCAGAGAAGACGUAACCUGUGAGUCACUGGAUGUAACUAUACUGCUCAAAAAAAUAAAGAUCAUAGAAGAGCAAACCCAGAAACGCGGCUACAAGACGGACGGCGAUGUAUCUGAGCUUUACCUGGGGAGAAGAGGACUGAAGGAGGUCCCCGACUUGUCAAGAUUUCGAUUAUUAAAGUAUUUGUGGCUGAACCAUAAUAAGAUAUCAAAAGUAAACUUUCUAGGUAACAAUUUCCGGAUGGCCGAGUUAUAUCUGAACGGCAACAAGCUCUGUGAUAUUACAGGAUCCCUGAAGCAUCUGACCUCCUUACAUACCCUAAUGCUGAAUGACAACCGUCUGACAGAUCUCCAGGCCACCGUGAAGGAGCUGAAAGGAAUGACCAACCUGCGCGUUCUGAAUUUAUUCCAAAACCCGCUGGAACAAGACCCCGGUUACCGCCAUUGUGUCAUCCACCACCUUCCUUCAGUGCAGCUUCUCGAUCGUGAACACGUCACACAGAAAGAAAAAGAAGAAGCCUUCCAGCUCUAUAACCCUCACAGAACGGCCGUCAUACAGUCCCUGGGUUUCGGGAGAAGAACGGACUCGGUCCUCGGCAGUCGACCAGCAGCUCAGAGCUCCACCGCCCAUAGAUCAUCUAAGAGCCGUGUCUGGUACUGCAGCUCUAAUCUCUUGCAGUUGAAGUUCUCUUGCAAUACCGCACAGGACCUUUGGAUGCGGGUGGCGCUGGUUUUUAAAGGACACAACCUAACUGAUUCCCAAGACAGGAUGGAAGAUUCCCGAGGGUUGACACCUCCUGUAGGAGACAUCACCUUCUUGUUGGUGAUGAUCCAAAUCUUAGAGAAGUUCUCCUGGAUCCCCUCAGACCGGAGGUUUGUAUCCUGUAUACAGGGAGACGGGAUUCUCUCGUACGGAGAGUUAUAGAUCCGGAGAGCGAACACGAGGGCCGAUCGAUUAAUGUGAUGAUACUCUAUGGGACCCUCGGGCUCCGGGCCCCUGCUCCUCUCAUACAGAGACCACCACAGAGCAUGUAAG
This is a messenger RNA of Hyla sarda, 1434 nucleotides long. RefSeq names its product leucine rich repeat containing 72 (gene LRRC72). Lineage: Eukaryota; Metazoa; Chordata; Amphibia; Anura; Hylidae. The transcript has 10 exons. The record is from RefSeq and is a predicted model, not a curated record. The coding region runs from base 640 to 1323 and encodes 227 amino acids.